Molecule: messenger RNA, 663 nt
Organism: Klebsormidium nitens
Lineage: Eukaryota; Viridiplantae; Streptophyta; Klebsormidiophyceae; Klebsormidiales; Klebsormidiaceae
Source: the annotation of a GenBank genome assembly
AUGCAUUGUAACGGGACACAACAGCUCGGCUCCAGCGGGAGGAAGACGGGGCUAUGGCUGGAGGAGCUUGCGGCGCCCUACUUCAAGUUCAAGGAGGCCGGCUACAAGGUCAAGAUCACCAGCGUGAAGGGGGGGAAGGUCCCGCUGGACCCCCGGAGCCUUGAGGAAGACAGGAAGGGGCCCCACAGCAAGAAGUUCCUCGAGAGCGAUGAGACCAAGAACCUGCUCAACGACACCGAGUCGGUCAGAGACGUCAAGGACGUAUACGACAUCCUCUACCUGCCGGGCGGGCACGGCACCAUGUGGGACUUCACGACGGAGCCGGUGAAGGAGACGGUGAAGCGGCACUACAAGGCGGGCAAGGUGCUGUCGUCCGUCUGCCACGGCCCGGCGGGCUUCAUCAAGCCGGAGGACGACAAGGGGGAGCCCAUCGUCAAGGGCAAGAAGGUGACCAGCUUCAGCAACUCGGAGGAGAAGUCGAUUGGGGACAUCGACGCGGUGCCGUUCCUGCUAGAGGACGCGCUCAAGGAGAGGGGCGCGCUCUACCAAAAGGGGCCCGACUGGGGCUCCUUCGUGGUGGUCGACGAGCCGUUUGUGACGGGGCCCAAUCCGCAGAGCGCGGAGGAGGUCGGCGAAGCGACCGUCAAGCUUGCCGGCAAGUAG